Molecule: messenger RNA, 1753 nt
Organism: Oreochromis aureus
Lineage: Eukaryota; Metazoa; Chordata; Actinopteri; Cichliformes; Cichlidae
Gene: clta
Product: clathrin, light chain A
Exons: 5
Coding region: 109-717 (202 amino acids)
Biological process (GO): intracellular protein transport; clathrin-dependent endocytosis; clathrin coat assembly
Cellular component (GO): clathrin coat of trans-Golgi network vesicle; clathrin coat of coated pit; plasma membrane
Molecular function (GO): clathrin heavy chain binding; structural molecule activity
Source: RefSeq, a predicted model, not a curated record
UACCGUUUUUUUCUCCUUUCGUCCUUCUUCCUGCUGGUCUAAUCGGUUUCAGUGGUGCUACACCUGCUCGUUGUUUCACACGUUUAUCCCCCUAUCACUACAGACAACAUGGACGAUUUUGACAUGCUGAACGCGCCCAGUGCUGGAAACGGUGUCGGCUCGGAGGAGGACCCCGCUGCCGCUUUCCUGGCCCAGCAGGAGAGCGAAAUUGCGGGCAUUGAAAACGACGAAGGCUUCAGCAUCUUGGACAGUGGAGAUGUCCCCUCUUCGCUAGGAGACACUAACGAUGGUGCCAUCAAUGGAGAGCUUCAUGGGGAAAGCAAUGGUCCAUCAGAUGCCUAUGCAGCAAUUUCUAAUGCAGACCGACUGCAGGCUGAACCAGAAAGUCUACGUAAGUGGAGGGAGGAGCAAAGCGAGAGGCUGGAGGAGCUAGAUGCUAACUCUCGCAAGCAGGAGACGGAAUGGAAGGAGAAGGCCAAGGUGGAGCUGGAGGAGUGGCAUGCCAGGCAGAAUGAGCAGCUGGAGAAAACCAAAACCAAUAACAGGGCAGCUGAGGAAGCCAUGAUUUCAGAUCUGGAUGAGAACAACCCAGGCACAGAGUGGGAGCGGGUGGCACGGCUCUGUGACUUUAAUCCCAAGUCCAGCAAGCAGGCUAAGGAUGUGUCCCGCAUGCGUUCGGUCCUCAUCUCCCUGAAGCAGUCCCCACUAGUCCGCUAGGCACCCAAGGCUGCUCAGGAAAUCAUUCCAUAUCAUCUUUUUCCAUGACACGUCAACAAAACCAACUAUUCAUGCCCCACACUUUGUAUUCUGAUAUCAAGGGGCACUUACACCACUUGUGUCCAUAUCUGUCAGUCAUGCACAGCCUUGUUUCCCCACCUCACAGGGUAUAGCCACUUGCUUUACCCUGAUGCAUUUCCUCCUGGCAGGGCUGUAGAGAUUAGCCCUGAUGUACCUGCUCACCAUUUUUGCCCCUAAAGAUUUUACCUUUACACCUCUUUUAUAGACCAGUCAGGACUUUGUUUCCCUUGUUGUUUAGUAAAAAUGAAAUCAAGGACAGUUAGAUCUACACAAGGUCUCAUGUUGUGUGUGACAGUCGUGCAAGGGUGGUGAGUUAGGACACUAAAAGGGAAAAGCUGACGUUUGUUUGGGCCAACAGCUACACUACAGUGCUUUACGAUGCCCCCCCCCUCCCAAAAAACCCCCAAUAUCAUUCCUAUAAUGCUGUGUCACUGUUAAGCCUCAGUCAGCCUCAUUAAUAUUUUCACCUUUGAAGGUUGAUAUUAAAUGGUUUCAUUCACAUUUCUUUCCGCAGCAUGUCCAGUACAAAGUGUUUCUUUUUCUUUUUGAUUUUGAAGGACCAAACUCUUAAGACAAAACUCCAAAUUCAGUGUGUGUACUUUGAACUGUGUCUAGAGCCUGCUUGUGGCAUAUUGUGUUAAACUAUGCAUUUCUUUUGAAAGCCUGUCCCCUCCUAGUCAGGAACUGAAGUUAAGUCAUUACAAUAAAUGUGACCUAUUUGUAUGUGUGUUUAAACCUCCACAGUGUGUGUAUGUACUUGAUGCGUGUACCUAUGUACAUAUACAGAAGGCAAUAUAUAUAUACAUUAUAUAAAACAUCUAUGUCACUGAAAUUAGACAUUUGUGGUUUUAAAGAGAACUAGAUCCUAGCCAGAUGUUGGUUGACCAUGUUUGUUCAUUGUCCAUUUGAUUUCAAUAUCAAUAAAAAGUAAAGAUGUUGUUCUGUUAUCAUUUAA